This is a messenger RNA of Rhodotorula graminis WP1, 2212 nucleotides long. RefSeq names its product glycoside hydrolase family 15 protein. The transcript is spliced from 16 exons. Gene Ontology annotation, molecular function: hydrolase activity, hydrolyzing O-glycosyl compounds. The record is from RefSeq and is a predicted model, not a curated record. Lineage: Eukaryota; Fungi; Basidiomycota; Microbotryomycetes; Sporidiobolales; Sporidiobolaceae. Bases 1 to 2064 code for a protein of 687 amino acids. Gene Ontology annotation, biological process: carbohydrate metabolic process.
AUGGUAGUCAAGCCCAACCGCUCGGGCGGCGCCAACUACCCGUCGGGCUACACGGACGCGCAAGACCACGGCAUCGUCGGCAACCUGCGCACCUGCGCCCUCGUGUCCAUCUCGGGCACCGUCGCCCAGCUGUGCCUCCCGCACUUUGACUCGCCGUCCGUGUUCGCGCGCAUCCUCGACAAAGACAAGGGCGGCCACUUUUCGAUCCGCACCGUCAAUGCGACGUCGACCAAGCAGCAGUACCUCCCGAGCACGAACAUUCUCGCGACCAAGUUCUUGUCGGACGAGGGCGUCGGCCAGAUCGACGACUACAUGCCGCUUCCGGCCAACAAGUCGGACAAGUCGUUCCUGCCCUGGCUCGUGCGCCACGUGACGACGAUCCGCGGCAAGCUCACGUUCACGAUGGAGUGCGCGCCGGCGUUCGACUAUGCGCGCGCGAGCCACGAGACGACGAUCAGCAACGACGACAAGCGCGCCGACUUUGUGUGCCCGCAACACGUCGACCUCGACCUGCGGUGGGUCGUCAGCAACGGGUCGCACCCCAAGGACGGCCUCAAGGAGCCCGAGAUCGAGCUCGACUACCUCGACCUGUCGGAGCGCGGCCACAAGGGCCUCGGCGUCACGGCCAAGUUCACGCUCGAGGAGGGCCAGAGCGUCACGUUCGUCCUGCGCGAGCCGCCCAAGAGCGGGUCGACCUCGGGCACGGGCCGGACCAACGACGCCGUCCCCGACUGCUCGGCGUGCGACUCGGGCGAGACGCAGCCCGUCUCGUCCGAGGACCCGCCCCUGAGCCAGGCCCUCAUCGAGCACCUGUACCACGACACGACGGCCUACUGGCUUUCGUGGCUCAAGCGCUGCACGUACAAGGGCCGCUGGCGCGAGGUCGUGCAGCGCGCGGCGCUCGCCCUCAAGCUCCUCACGUUCGCGCCGACGGGCGCCAUCGUCGCUGCGGCAACCUUCAGCAUCCCCGAGGACCUCAACGGCGCCGGCAGGAACUGGGACUACCGCUACGCGUGGAUCCGCGACGCGUCCUUCACGGUCUACGCCCUCUUGCGCCUCGGCUUCACCGAAGAGGCGGAUCAGUACGUCGACUGGUUGAGCGGCCUUCUGCGCGCUCGCGCCAAGGGCGAGGGCCUCCAGAUCAUGUACACCAUCCACGGCGGCAAGGACAUCCCCGAGCUCGAGCUCACGCACCUCGACGGCCACAAGGGCCAAAAGCCCGUCCGCAUCGGCAACGGCGCCGCGGACCACCUCCAGCUCGACAUCUACGGCGAGCUCCUCGACGCCGUCUACCUCGCGCAGAAGAUGAGCCGACCUCUUGCCUACGACGACUGGGUCCUCGUGCGCGACCUCGUCGACUACGUGUGCGACGUGUGGGACCAGCCCGACCUGUCGAUCUGGGAGGUCCGCGGCGAGAAGCAGAACUUCCUGUACAGCAAGAUCAUGUGCUGGGUCGCGCUCGACCGCGGCCUGCGCCUCGCCGACAAGCGCUCGCUCCCGGCGCCGAACCGCAACAAGUGGCUCGAGAACCGCGACCGCUUGUACGACGAGAUCCAGGAGCGCGGCUUCAACAAGGAGCUCGGGCACUUUGGCCAGUCGUACGAGCGCAACGACGUGCUCGACGCGGCCGUCCUCAUCGCGCCGCUCGUCUUUUUCACGACGGCCAACGACCCGAGGUUCCAGGGCACGCUCAAGGCGCUCAUGCGCCCCAAGGACCGCGGCGGCCUGUUUGAGAACAACCUCGUGUACCGCUACGACACGGACAAGGUCGACGACGGCACCGGCGGUGGCGAGGAGGGCAGCUUCUCCAUGUGCACCCUCUGGCUCGUCGAGGCGCUCGCUCGCGCCGGCCAGUUCAACCCGCCGCAGCUCUCGCAGGCGGUCACCAUCCUCGAGGACUUUAUCGGGUACACGAACCACCUCGGUCUCCUCAGCGAGGAGAUCUCCAAGGGUGGAGAGUCUCUUGGCAACACGCCCCAGGCCUUCUCGCUCGUCUCGCUCAUCUCGACAUGCUUCAACGUCGACAAAGCGAGUCAGGGCAAGAACGUCGGCCUCGCCGAGUAAGCAGGAGGAGGAGGACGUCGUCGUCGUCGUUGGGCAGGCGGGACCUUCUCAAGUGGCCGUCUCCCUCGUCGCGGCGAGCGCGUGGCUUUCUGUCGGAACGGCAUUGUACAGACUUGCUUAGACGUGAAAUCAAUGCAUCUCACUCACU